Molecule: messenger RNA, 3063 nt
Organism: Eptesicus fuscus (big brown bat)
Lineage: Eukaryota; Metazoa; Chordata; Mammalia; Chiroptera; Vespertilionidae
Gene: CFAP184
Product: coiled-coil domain containing 96
Exons: 1
Coding region: 24-1673 (549 amino acids)
Biological process (GO): cilium assembly
Cellular component (GO): axoneme; ciliary basal body
Source: RefSeq, a predicted model, not a curated record
GGCGCAGGCCGAGUCGGGGAGAGAUGGAAGGCCUCUCGGAGCUCACUGGGGACUCGGAGCAGGAAUACGAAGAUGUGGCGAGCUUGGCCUCGCGGCCGUCCGGGGUCAAGACCAUCUCUGGCCCCCAGUCCCCCGCCGAGUCCGCGGAGCUGGCAGCCGUAGAGACCUCGGAGAGAGGUUCCGCCGCGACCGAGCCCGCCGAGCCCCCGGAGCCGGCCGAGUCGGCCGAGCCUGCCGAGCUCGCCGAGCCCGGGGAAGGGCCGAUGGCCACCGAAGCUGAGGGCGAGGAGGGGCCCGGAGAGCCGGAGGGGCCGGCCGAGGCCGAGGCCGAGCCUGAGGAGCCGACCGAGGAGCCAGCCGAGCCGGUGUCCGAAGGCGGGCCCGAGGAGCCCGAGGAGGAGGGAGGAGAGGCGCCCGAGGAGGAGGAGGCGGAGAGCGCGGAGGAGGCGAGGAGGAAGACGGCCCCGUCGCUGGCUUCUCUGCCGCGGUCCGCGACCAGCCUGGAGGAGGGCGCGCCCGUCCCGGAGGAUGAGGCCGAGGGCUCGGAGGAGGAGCUCGAGAGCGAGGGGAGCGCGAGGAAGAGUGUGGAGGGCGGUGAGAAGGGGCUGGACGAGGACCUCAAGGACGAGGAGCUGGAGUGGACCGAGGAGGUGCAGCGGCAGCAGGAGCAGCAGCUGCGCUCCGAGCUCCUGGAGCAGUACCGCACCCUGACGGUGGAGCGCAGCCACUACCAGCGCUACAACAUCUACCUGCAGCACAAGAUCUACGAGGCGCUGCGCAAGAAGAAGGGCCUGGACGCCGCCGAGGUGCCCGAGAAGGGCGCCGAGCCCGAGGCCCCCGAGAAAGAGGAGGCCUACCUGCGCUACCUGGCGCUGCUGGAGGAGCUCAGGAAGCAGGAGGCCGACGACCUGGACUGGUACCACCAGGAGCUGGACCAGCUGAAGCAGCAGUGCAAGGAGAAGGUCUCCAGGGUGGAGAGGGAGUGGCGGAGGUUCCAGGCGCUCAAGAAGCAGGUGGUGCUGCAGGCCAUGGGCAGCUGCCGGCUGAGGGGCGGGCGCCAGGCCGCCCUGCGGGAGGUGGAGCAGAUCCAGGCGCUGGAGGACAAGAAGGAGAAGGAGAUGAGCGCCGUGAGGCUGGAGAACGUGCAGCUGAAGCAGAGCCUCGUGCACUUUGAGACCAGGAUGCGGGCCCAGGAGGACACGACCGAGGGCCUGCUCCUCAUCGACUUCGAGCAGCUCAAGAUCGAGAACCAGACCUUCAACGAGAAAGUGGAGGAGCGGAACGAGGAGCUUCUGAAACUGCACAGCAAGGUGAACCACAACGUGCAGAUCAUCACCCACGUGAAAGAAAAGCUGCACUUCGUGGACAUUGAAAACGCGAGCAGAAAGGCCCAGCUGCUGGAAGUGGAGGCCCAGGUGGCCCUCAGGAGGGACAUCCUGACCAAGACGAAGCAAGCUCGCGACGGCCUGCGGAUUGACAACAUCAAGCUGAACCAGAAGUGCGGGCUUCUGGGCAAGGAGCCGCUCCUCCGGGACCUGGAGGAGAAGGUGGGCCGGACGGAGCAGCUCCGGGAGCACUUGGAGAGCCUGAAGCGCCACCACGCGGGGCUGGCUCUGUCCUGCCGGGGCGUGAAGCAGAAGAUCCGGGAAGCCAGGGCCUUCCUCCCCUCCUGACCGGCUGACCUCGGCAAGCGUUGUGCUGUUGACUUUUAUUCUCCGUGUCUUGCCAUUCUUUAAAAGGCGUGUGAUAUUUAGGAUGGAACUACAUUUCUGUAUUUAUCUCAUAAGUUUUCAGCUUCCAAAUGAGUGCUGAGCACAAAACUGGGUCAGCCGUCGGUUUUAUACGGGGUUACGUAAAGCAGGUCCAGACAGACCAACCACAGGUAGUGUGCCUCCCUUCUCAGGAAACACGGCCCAAAGCCUUUAUAUCUGAGCGACUCCAUCAUGUCAGCGACCUGGCGCUAAGAACUGCUCCUCUCCCAUAUGUCGGAGGGGCGGCCAAUGGGCAGGAUGUCCCCAGUUCCUGUGCCGAUCAUUAAACCUCUGAACUUAUUAAACGGUGCACUCCCAAGUCCGUUUCAAUUCAAACCUCAUAACUCCCUCAGAUUAACCUCGCUUCUGGGUUAAUGGAAACAUCCGGGAAUCAUCCGGGAAAUGACAACUAGGAAAGGGGCUGGUGUUCCCUGUCCCUUGGCUCAGUGAGAGGAGGCGCAGUCUGCUGCGCCAUUGAAGUUGGUUUCCGGCUCCAAGGCAGUCUUCAAGUCUAAUGCACCCUUUUCUUGGGCCCUCUAAAGGAGAGCAUUGACCUCCACCAAUAAAUGAAGUUUUGUUUCCAGUGAAGACAGCGGUGGCUGUGUUUUGCCAGGUGCAAUAUGUAUGGAGUGGUGAGUGCCAGCUGCCCAUAAGCCUUUUGUGUCCAGCGAGGCAACAGGACCCCACUCUGCACGUGGUUUUACUCUGUCUUAUGUUAAAAUGCCCAUUCCUCAUGUUAAUGCAAGAAAUAGCUGAUCGGCCUAGCUCCUUAAUUCAGAAUUGGUGAUGAACAUUUUCAGGGGUGGGAGUAAUGCUUUUGGAGCUAGGGGCUUGGUUUUAUUUAUUCUUUUUUUAAAAAUAUGGUUUUAUUGAUUUCAGGGAGGAAGGAAGGAGAGAGAUAGAAACAUUGAUGAGAGAGAAACAUCAAUGGGCUGCCUCCUGCAUGCCCCCCACCGGGACCAAGCCUGUAGCACGGCAAGUGCCCUGGCCGGGAAUUGAACCGUGAUCUCUAGACUCAUGGACGACACUCAGCCAGCUGAGCCACACCAGUUGGGCCAUUUUAUUUCUUCUUAAUCUUAGGUUAAAUUUUGAGCUGUACGGACCUGGGAUUAAAAGUAUUCCCUUAUCCCUAACCUUGAGUGCAUCACAGGGUGACCUAUUUUUUGGUGCUAAAUACCUUUUAAGAAUGGCAGAAACCCCACUCCAGGCAGAUGACUCUGCUGGCCGGGGGAUGUCAGAAUAACUUUGUCUUUUGAUGCACUUUGUUUUAAAGGGUUUUUCCUUUGAUGGCAAUAAAGGUUGAUUAAAACUC